Rotaria sp. Silwood2 is the source of this 612-nucleotide messenger RNA. Lineage: Eukaryota; Metazoa; Rotifera; Eurotatoria; Philodinida; Philodinidae. The record is from the annotation of a GenBank genome assembly.
AUGGAACAUCUUUUUAGUGCAUUAUCCAAUUUACACCAUUCGAUUCGAAUUGGUGGAUAUUGGACGAUACCAAACUUUCUGUGGAAUCCAAUCACUAAUCAUCGAUGUGAUCUAGAAAAAGUGAAUAUGUGCCGUCCAGAACUGUGGAAUCAUCAUGAUGAUAUUAAAAUAUCCUGUUUUGAAAAUGAAUUUGAACUGUUAAAAUGGAGUAAACAAAUUCUAAUUCCAACAAAUCAUCUUGACUCAAGAAUUCCAAACGCUGAAACUGAUUUUGAAAGUUUAUUACCAUUCCCAAAUUUAUUUAAUGUAACAAUUAUUAAUGUUGAACAAUUACAAAUAUGUCAGAAAUCAAGUUCGAUUGUAUGUCAUAAACGAAUGGAUCUGCAUAAUGACAGAAAAUGUUCAUUUUAUCUUUGUCAUACAACACAAUCAACAGAAUUAAUUAACGUAACAUUUCAAUAUGAACCGACAAAAAUCAUGGUAGCUAUGUCGAUAAUGUGUCAUCCAUUAAGAAAAGAACAAACACGAGACUAUCGAACUUUUAAAGAAGACAAAAUCUGUCAUUUUCUAUCACCACAGGCGAACUUUUUUCUGUGUGACAAUCAAUUCUAA